Aspergillus ochraceoroseus IBT 24754 is the source of this 1994-nucleotide messenger RNA. Its product is annotated as sugar porter family MFS transporter. The coding region runs from base 201 to 1793 and encodes 530 amino acids. Gene Ontology annotation, biological process: carbohydrate transport; transmembrane transport. The transcript has 5 exons. Gene Ontology annotation, cellular component: membrane. The record is from RefSeq and is a predicted model, not a curated record. Lineage: Eukaryota; Fungi; Ascomycota; Eurotiomycetes; Eurotiales; Aspergillaceae. Gene Ontology annotation, molecular function: carbohydrate:proton symporter activity.
AGCUCUCCUGCAAACAGGCUAUAAAUUGUCUUGAUUAUCCUCCCCAGCUGACAUUUUCUGUCCCUGCACCUCAUCUUUGUUUCUUUAUUAUCUACUCUUUUUUAGCUUCCCGGAUUUGGUUACCUGGAUUCAUACACCCUUUCUUUCUCUGAGAAUAGACAAGCUCUUACUAUUGUGUACUUCCAACACCCCCUGUCACAAUGGCUGACGGAGUCGCUACAAUGCGGGUCGAGGCCCCCGUUACCAUGAAGACCUACAUGAUGUGCGCCUUCGCUGCGUUUGGUGGUAUCUUCUUCGGUUACGAUUCGGGCUAUAUCAGUGGUGUCAUGGGCAUGAACUACUUCAUUCACCAAUUUACUGGAAAGGACCAGGCUACUACUCCCGCUGCUGAAUUUGUUAUUUCUUCCUCACACAAGUCCCUCAUCACCUCUAUUCUCUCCGCUGGUACCUUUUUUGGCGCUCUUAUUGCCGGUGAUCUUGCCGAUUGGUUUGGCCGUCGUACCACCAUUAUCAGUGGGUGCGGUAUCUUCAUGGUGGGUGUCAUCCUGCAGACUGCCUCCUCUGCCCUGGCUCUUCUCGUCGUUGGCCGUGUCAUUGCCGGAUUUGGUGUUGGAUUCGUUUCUGCCAUCAUUAUUCUCUACAUGUCCGAAAUUGCGCCCCGCAAGGUCCGUGGUGCCAUUGUCUCUGGCUACCAGUUCUGCGUCACCAUCGGUCUGAUGGUUGCCUCCUGCGUCGACUACGGUACUGAGAACCGCACCGACUCUGGCUCCUACCGUAUCCCCAUCGGCCUCCAGCUCCUUUGGGCCUUGAUCCUCGCUACUGGAUUGUUCUUCCUCCCCGAGUCUCCUCGUUACUUCGUCCGCAAGGGCGAUCUGGCCAAGGCCGCUGAGGUUCUCGCCCGUGUGCGUGAUCAGCCCCAGGACUCUCAGUACAUCAGGGAAGAGCUCGCGGAAAUCGUCGCCAACAACGAGUACGAAAUGCAGGCCAUUCCUCAAGGUGGUUACUUCUCCACCUGGAUCAGCUGCUUCCGCGGCAGCCUCUGGUCCCCCAACAGCAACCUGCGCCGUACCAUCCUGGGCACCUCUCUGCAGAUGAUGCAACAAUGGACUGGUGUCAACUUUGUCUUCUACUUCGGAACCACCUUCUUCAAGUCCCUCGGAACCAUUAACGAUCCCUUCCUGAUCAGCAUGAUCACCACCAUCGUCAACGUCUUCUCCACCCCCAUCUCUUUCUACGCCAUGGAGAAGGUGGGUCGUCGUCCUCUGCUCCUCUGGGGUGCUCUGGGCAUGGUCAUCUGCCAGUUCAUCGUCGCCAUUGUUGGUACUGUUGAUGGCAGCAACACCAAGGCUGUUAGCGCCCAGAUCUCCUUCAUCUGUAUUUACAUCUUCUUCUUCGCCUCUACCUGGGGUCCUGGUGCUUGGGUUGUUAUUGGCGAGAUCUUCCCUCUGCCCAUCCGUUCCCGUGGUGUCGCUCUGUCCACUGCUUCCAACUGGCUCUGGAACUGCAUCAUCGCCGUCAUCACUCCCUACAUGGUGGACACCGACAAGGGUAACCUGCAGUCCAAGGUGUUCUUCAUCUGGGGCUCCCUGUGUGCCUGCGCGUUUGUCUACACUUACUUCCUGAUCCCCGAGACCAAGGGUCUCACCCUGGAGCAGGUUGACAAGAUGAUGGAGGAAACCACCCCCCGUACAUCUGCCAAGUGGAAGCCUCACGGCACCUUUGCCACUGAUAUGGGUUUCGUCGACAAGGAGCUUGGCGUCAAGACUGUCGAGGACGUUGCCGCUCAGGCGUAAGCUAUAGGGUUCGCUGCUUCCUAAUGGAUGCAGAACCCGUUUAACCCUUAAUACCUCUUAUAUUCCUCUUUUACACCGAUAUGCGAUAUCCCAGAUACCACUAGCUAUGUAUUAUGUCCUGAUUAUUUUUACGCCUUACUAUAACUGAAACAUUAAUUUUAUGUACGUCUCAUGAGUUAAAUGCCUCCAGACCCUAGUAAA